GAAUGUUGAGUCCUGUAGAGCCAAUGAGCUGAGACCGGAUACGAUAUAUCCUCUGGGACAACAGCUACUCUGUUCACCCCCUUCACUUCCACAUGACGCCAUUUACAGCAUAACCCGACCUCCUCUCCGGAAAGAAGAAAAAACACGAGCAGAAGAACUUGAAAGCGCCACAGUGUGCCAUGCAGCUAAAGCCUCAGCUCGAGCAGCGCUUCUUCUGGACGAACUCUUCUUGUCACGACCUAUAGACAUAUUUAUAUUAUUUGUUUUAUGACUCGACUGAUUUUUUUCUGGAUUUCGGAACUUUUCUUCUGCUCACUUUAUCGUCUCAUAAGUUAAAGCUGGUGCUUCACGCGCGCUCCGCUCAGAAUUCAUUUCGGACGUGUCGCGCGUGCGGCUGCGAUUAUCGGAAUUUUUGUGAAUGAAUCUCGCACGAACUGAGGACUUACCAAAGAGAAAUUCCCACUGGGUGGAUAUACUCGUCAGGACACAAAUAGGGGGUUGAGGUGGUGAGAUCACGGACUUCAGAUGUGUUCAAUGCCAGCCAGAGGGUUCCCACUUCAGAGUAAAGAUGGAGACGAGAGCUCAAAAUGGUGGCAGCGGCUCUUCUGGCUUGCUGCGACCUCAGCGUGACACCGGCAGGCCCCAGGCCGGGGACUCGGAGCCCUGGGAGGGUCAGGUGCUCUCCCUGGACCAAAUCAGGACAAUCCGCGGCAGCAAUGAGUACACGGAGGGCCCGAUGGUGGCGCCGCGACCGCCCACCACCCAGCAGAAAACGGACUCUCAACCUUCCAGCCCGACCUCCAGCGAACCUUCCGAGCACAUGGACUCCCCAAGCAGCCAACGGGGCAGCCAACGGACUCCUCAGCAGCCCCAGAGGGGCGGUGUGAUCAGAUCCGUCAGCGGCACCAGCGAUGGGUCGCACAGCAGCACCGCCCGGACCAGCACGGGCAGCACGUCGUCGGAGCAGAGACUUCUGUUAACCGCCGGUGGCGAUCGGAUUGUGAGGGCGCAGCCCAAGCGCUCGGAGCUCAAACAGGACGAACUCAAACCCCUGGCGGCGGACGGCGGUGCCAGGGCCGGAGAGGGCAAGCACUUGAACCGCUGCGAGGACUGCGGCCACUGCAAGUGCGAAGGGUGCACCUGCGCUCGGACCCUGCCGUCGUGUUGGAUGUGCGGCCACAGGUGCCUUUGCUCGGCCACGUCAGCGAUGGACUACGUCACUUGUGUGUGCUGCGUCAAAGGCCUGUUCUACCACUGUUCCAGCGAUGACGAGGAUGUGUGCGCCGACAAGCCCUUCUCGUGCAGCCAGUCGCACUGCUGCAUGCGCUGGUCGGCCAUAAGCGUGAUGUCUCUUUUCCUGCCGUGCCUGCUCUGCUACCUCCCGGCUAAGGGCUGCGUGGUGCUGUGCCAGGCGUGCUACGACUGCACCAACCGGCCGGGGUGCCGCUGCCAUAAUAAAGAAGUUAACACCAAGUAGACUGGGAUCCUGGAGUAGCACUGGGAAGAGAAGGGUAUCUGGAACUGUUUGGAACGACCCGCGGCCGGAGCGGAGAAUGCAUCCGCAACUUGUUGUAGUUAUGGCACUGUAGACCUCGAGGUGACAUUGGCUUGGCAAGGACUGCUUUGAAGUGCUUUGCUUUGCUUUCUUUACUUUUCUUUGAUUCCCUUUUGUUUUUAAGCUGAAGUCCAGAACGUUAGCCCUAUUGACAUUCAGUAAUAUGACUGAUAUAAAGGUGACACACUCCCCUGACUAACUGUUUGUGAAUAGUAUCUGCAAAAAGUAUGUAAAGUAGCAAAUGAGCUCUUUUUCCUUCAGAGAGAUUUUAUUUUUGUACAUAUAAUAUUUCAACUGUGAAAAGCAUAGUGCCCAACCCCAGGCACCUUGACAGAUCCAUAUAUAUAUAUGAUGACGCAUAUAUAAAACUUCGUACGACCACUUGGAACGUACUUUUAAAAUGUCUCCUUGCAGAAGAGAAAUCUGACAUGAAUUGUCCCUACACUUGUAAAUUGUACAGUGACCCUAAGAAAACUUUAUUUUCUAAUUUCAACAUAUUGUUUAGUGUAAAAUUAUUUAUUUGAAGUUUUAUUAUUUUAUAAAGUAAUAUUUAUUUGGAGACAGAGGCAUCUUUAUAGGCAUCGCCCCAACUUGAGCAAGAAUUGAAAAACCCUCCCUCUGUUGUUGCUGCAAAAAUGGAUGGUGGGUUGUCAGAUCUGAUGCAUAUGUUCACUAUAAAAUAGUAAAUAUAUUAAUGUUUUGAAAUUAAACAA
This is a messenger RNA of Triplophysa dalaica, 2268 nucleotides long. It is a transcript of the gene spry2, whose product is annotated as sprouty RTK signaling antagonist 2. The transcript has 2 exons. Gene Ontology annotation, cellular component: cytosol; membrane. Gene Ontology annotation, biological process: animal organ development; negative regulation of MAP kinase activity; negative regulation of fibroblast growth factor receptor signaling pathway. Lineage: Eukaryota; Metazoa; Chordata; Actinopteri; Cypriniformes; Nemacheilidae. The record is from RefSeq and is a predicted model, not a curated record. Bases 569 to 1477 code for a protein of 302 amino acids.